AUGCUUGAAGAUCGUGAGCCUAGUAGAGGCUCACCUGUCAUCGAUGUUGGUCAAUUAAAAACCGUCAUUGAGAAAGAAACAUGUAAAAUCCCUCGAGAACUGCCAAAAGAACUUCAAGUUAGCCAGAAAACUGCCUGCAACCAUUUGAAUGCAAUCGUAAAAUCAAAGAAGCUCAACAAAUGGGUACCACACGAUUUGAAUGAAACUCAGAUAAUGCACAAAUGUGAAAUUUGCUCAUGCCUUAUUCUCCGUAACCAGACCGGUCCAUUUCUCUACCUAAGAAAUGAGAGAGCAAAUAAGAAAGCAAUUAACAAAGACGAAAAUGUCAUUAACUGCAAGAGAAAUUAA
Octopus sinensis (East Asian common octopus) is the source of this 348-nucleotide messenger RNA. RefSeq names its product histone-lysine N-methyltransferase SETMAR-like. Bases 1 to 348 code for a protein of 115 amino acids. Lineage: Eukaryota; Metazoa; Mollusca; Cephalopoda; Octopoda; Octopodidae. The record is from RefSeq and is a predicted model, not a curated record. The transcript is spliced from 2 exons.